Molecule: messenger RNA, 225 nt
Organism: Penicillium brevicompactum
Lineage: Eukaryota; Fungi; Ascomycota; Eurotiomycetes; Eurotiales; Aspergillaceae
Exons: 3
Coding region: 1-225 (74 amino acids)
Source: RefSeq, a predicted model, not a curated record
AUGUGUUGGAAGGGCGAGGUAGUCGAUAUAAGUGAGAGGAGCUUCAGGAACAGGAGUUCAAAGCAGUAUCUCAAAGCCACAAAGAAAACAGAAAUGGGACAGUCGGAGGUGGCGCCUCUCGCCGGUGCCAAGACCUUCAGAAGUGACCACCUUGCGCAGCUCUCGCUCUUCCCAUCUCAACUCACGGCGCUCACCAUUGGCAUCUCAGCCCAAUCAGUUUCCUGA